CCUAUCAAACCAGACACCUCUUUUGGUGGCUGCUGGUCACGUUCCACGCCUGCCGGUUGGAGCGAGGGCCCGCCAGGCGCAGGAGACCUUCCACUCCUUGCGCUUUGGCACUCGACGCAGCCCUGAGCCCCGGCAAUGAAAUGAUCUCACUGUUGGUGAACCAGAGGCACGGUGGAUGACGCCAUCCAUCCGUGUCAGUCCUACAGCCAUUGUUCUUGUUAGAUCAGGUAAUGGUACUUACGUUAAGGCUAGAUCUUUGCUGGAUACCGGCGCGGCUUGCUCCAUAGUAAAGAAAUCAUUUGCAGAUGAAGUAGGUUUGCACCAACAGUUUAAUGGUACUAAUAUAUUUGGAAUCGGUGAUCAAAAGGUCAAUGUCCCCGGGACAAUAGCAAAGGUAGUAUUCAGGCCGGUAGGAAAAAUAGUUCCGAUAAUUAGCGUUAUAGCUACAGUUAUGUAUACAGUUACUGGGAAUAUUCCAUAUGUAAAUGCAUACCUCAAGGGUCACUUAGAUGCGACGCAGCUCAAGUUGGCAGACCCAAAGUUUGAUGUAUCUCAAGAUGUAGAUAUCAUUUUUGGACUGGAUAUACUCAAUUACAUAUAUACAGGCUCAAAGAUUCUCACUAACAUUCCAGGUGUGGAGGCCUAUGGAACGUGCUUUGGCCAUGUACUGAUGGGUGCUUUGUGGAAGCAUCCCGCUGACAUCUCAACGAAGCAGCUGAGAGGGACGUCCGUCGAGGACUAUGGAGUCCAUGCGACACGCCUCGAGGAGGUACUUGAGAAGUUCUGGAAGGUCGAGCAGCCUCCAGAGGAUCCGGUGGAGCAUCCGGAGCAUGUCGAAUGUGAAAGGUUGUAUACCUCCAAUACUACACGUAUGCCUGACGGCAAAUACAUGGUACGGCUGCCCUUAUUGACAGACAGACCCGCACUCGGUGAGUCGAGGGCCAUUGCCGCACGCAGGUUUUAUUCAUUAGAGGCGAAGCUAGCCAAGAAUCCAGUCUUUGCUGAGAAAUACAGGGAUUUCAUGCGAGAAUAUGAGUCAUUAGGACAUAUGUCGAAAUCAAACUAUCAAUUUGAUUCAGAACACUUUAUAAUUCCACAUCAUGGUAUUUUUAAGAGGGAUUCUGAUAAGCUCAGAGUGGUAUUCAAUGGGGCAUCUCAAAGUAGCAAUGGAAUAUCUGUAAAUCAGUGUCUUCACUCAGGAAAGCCGCUCCAGAAUGAUAUUACCAAGAUAUUGUUGAAUUUCAGACGACACCAGUUUGUCUUCACGGCCGACAUCCGCAUGAUGUUCAGGCAGACGUGGAUACACCCCGACGAUAGGCGCUAUCAGCUGAUCCUGUGGCGUGAGGAUCCGUCGCAGGACCUACAGAUCUCUCGAUGCGUCGCGCUACCGGGAUCGGUAUCAUAUUCACUCCACGGUUUUGGAGAUGCGUCUGAGAUGGGCUACGGAGCGUGCGUAUACCUCCGGACAGCAGACGCCGCUGGAAACGUCAUGGUACGACUAAUUAUAGCUAAGACUAGAGUUGCGUCGAAAAAGACCAAGCAAACCAUUCCAAAGAAUGAGCUAAACGCGGCUCAUAUGGUUUAUAAAUUGCUGAAUCACGCCGCAGCGGCCUAUGAAGAUGAACUUGAUAUUGACAGCAUAAAUGCAUGGUCCGAUAGCAAGAUAACGUUGUGUUGGUUAAACACUAAGCCACACCUGCUCCAAACAUUUGAAUGUAAUAGAGUACAAGACAUUCAACAGUCGAAGCGACUAAUGACAUGGCGCUAUGUCCGGGGUGAGUUGAACCCGGCCGACGUCGCGUCGCGGGGAACCACAGCGAAAAGGCUCCUCAAGUGCAAGCUGUGGUGGUCACCAGACUGGCUACUCGAGGAGGAAUCUCAGUGGCCAACGAUGCCAGUCACCAUGUCACCUGAGCUGCCAGGGUUCAAACAAUUGGUACAUGUCGUCGCUGAAGAGCAGUCAUGGGAAGACUGCCUACUAUCCAGAGUGAGCUCUUAUAGUAAGCUCAUAAAUGUAACGUCAUACAUUUUACGGUUUUGCAAGAAUAUUCGUUUGCCGAAGCAGCAACGAAACUUGAACCAGACCCUGUCUAUAGAUGAAAAUCGUGCCGCUACGAGCCACUGGAUCAAGAAGGUCCAGUUGGAUGCAUACAAGGGUGAAGCCAUCUUAUUGAAAAAAGGAAAAUUAGUAUGCAAGUCUCUCCAGAAAUUAAGCGUCUUCGUAGAUGAAGACCAGUUUAUUCGAGUCGGCGGCCGACUCCGUAAUUCAAGCCUGCGCUAUGAAGCGAAGCACCCAUUGCUUAUUCCGAAGGAUCAUAGAUGGACUCAGUUGUUGAUGCAACAUUAUCACCGAAUACAUUGUCACGCAUCGACAAGUGCGUUGAUUAAUAUAUUGAGACAGCGGUAUUGGAUCCCGUCAGCGAGACGUCAGGUUGCUCGCGUCAUCCACAGCUGUACACCAUGCUUCAGGUUCAGCGCGACCGAGCAGGCACCGUUCAUGGCCGACCUGCCCGCCGACCGUGUCACGGCCGCGCGUCCAUUUUCCGGCGUUGCAACGGAUUUUGCUGGCCCUUAUCUGGUUAAGGCCAGCCAACUUAGGAAUGCUAAAUCAGUUAAAGCUUACCUGUGUGUUUUUGUAUGCCUAGGUACCAAGGCAGUGCAUCUAGAGCUCGUCUCGUCGCUGAGCACCGAGGCUUUCAUCGCUGCGUUCACACGGUUUGUCAGUCGACGAGGGCUGCCCUCCCUCGUCCGUAGUGAUCAAGGUACGAAUUUUAAAGGUGCUAGCUCAUACCUCCGUGAGGUUAAUCAGUUCUUACUUGACCAUGAAACCGUCCUGGCGGAUGAGUUUCGUCGUCAAGACGUGCGCUGGGAAUUCAACCCUCCAGGCGCUGCCCACAUGUCUGGAUUAGUCGAAGCGGCCGUAAAGAGUAGUAAGAAUCUGCUUAAACGGGAAAUAGGAGAUCGGAUCCUAACCUUUGAAUUACUGUAUACGGCCUUCUGUCGGAUAGAAGCGGUUCUUAAUUCUCGAGCGCUGGUUCCAAUGUCAGAGGAUCCUUGUGACCUGGAAAUUCUCAGUCCAGGUCAUUUUUUGAUUGGUCAGCCGUUAGUUUCAUUACCUGAACCUUCAUGGAAGGACACAAAUAUGUCACGGUUAUCACAUUUCCAAUUUGUACAAGCUAUAACUCAGAAAUUUUGGGCUAAAUAUUAUUUUGAGUAUUUGAACAAUUUACAAUCACGUAAUAAAUGGAAUAGGCAUGUACCUAAUGUUGCAAUUAAUGAUUUAGUCCUAAUUAAAGAUGACAAUACGCCACCUCUACAAUGGCGUAGAGGUAGAGUAAUACAAAUAUUCAAAGGAUCCGACGAUGUUGUCAGAUCGGUAAAAUUAAAAACUCAGGGAGGCGAACUCGUUCGUCCUGUUGUUAAAUUAUGUAAAUUGCCCAUGGAACUGUAAUUAAUCAUAAGGAGUAAUUCAUUAUAAAUGUAAAUUGAAAUAUUGCUACUAACGUAUGUCUGUUUGAGUUCCACCAGGGAACCAUUGUAACUAACAACCUAGUAAAUAGUUUACCUUAAGUUUAAUUUCACUGAUGUAAAAAUUGUGUGAAGAUGUAUCUAAUGGUCACAGAUCACUUCUUGCUAGAUGCCACAUGUAGUAUUUGUAUCUGAAUUUUUAAUUUGUUUGUUUUGUUCACUUGAUCUCUAGAACGAGACAAUUGAACAGCUUCAAGUCUUCAGGUCAAUCUCCCCCCUGGGGGCCCCAGGAUGUUCAUGCAAUUCGAAGCGCAAUGGCGUUCCGCGCGCCAUCUAGCGAGGCUAGUUGUAACUACGAAGUAUCGAGCGACAUCAUUGGUCGUGAUUCAGUAUUGGCUAAUAUAGCAGUGAGUGCUGCCUCUCGCGGCGAGAGUUGAAGUUUGGAGUUGACCUGUGAGCUUGUAAGAACAAGCAUGGUAAAAAUGCGUUGAGAACGAUUUGUAUAAGUUUGCUGUUUUUGUAUCGCGACGCGCGUUAAAAUAGUGUCUAAGGUGUAACUCGUUGCAUUAAAAUAAGUGUUAGUUGA
Messenger RNA from Leguminivora glycinivorella, 4054 nucleotides. RefSeq lists its product as uncharacterized. Lineage: Eukaryota; Metazoa; Arthropoda; Insecta; Lepidoptera; Tortricidae. Gene Ontology annotation, molecular function: nucleic acid binding. Gene Ontology annotation, biological process: DNA integration. The transcript has 2 exons. The record is from RefSeq and is a predicted model, not a curated record. The coding region runs from base 176 to 3451 and encodes 1091 amino acids.